GCUGUAACUAAAAUUCCAAGGUUUAACUGUAUGAUAUACAUCAAGGAUUAGUUAGUGUGGGUGAUCAGAAAUAAAUUUUAUCAUGUUUAUUAAUAAUUCUUCAAGUUCUGAAUGAAAGUGGACUUUGUUUCUGUUUGGAAACAGGCUUAGUGAUGAAUCUUAUUGUGAUAUAAGACAGAGUUGGAAGAAACAGGUAUUUACUUCAGAUCUUGCUGUUAUAUACGUUGGAUUGCUAAUUUCUUCAAUUGGUCGGAAUAUUAUUUAAAUCAAACAGAUUUCAGAAAUGUUGGAACCAUACUCAGUUGAAGUUGUAUGGAUUGUGGUCGUUGGAUUCCUUGUAGCUUUUAUAUUGGCUUUCGGAGUUGGAGCCAAUGAUGUUGCUAACUCUUUUGGGACCUCUGUUGGUGCUAAAGUACUUACACUGCGGCAAGCAUGCAUUUUGGCAACAAUAUUUGAAGUUUUGGGAGCUGUACUUAUAGGAUCAAAAGUUUCAGACACCGUGAGAAAAGGCAUUUUUGAUGUAAAAAUAUACGAUAAUCAAGAGAGGGAACUUAUGCUUGCUAGUCUUGCAGCCUUAACAGGAAGUGCAGCAUGGAACAUUCUUGCAACAUUUUUACGUCUUCCGAUAUCGGGCACACACAGCAUUGUUGGAGCAAUAUUAGGAUUUUCUUUAGUUUCUAAAGGAGUUGCUGGGAUCAGAUGGAAAACUAUGGGAACAAUUGUGGCAUCAUGGUUUAUUUCACCUAUUAUGUCAGGAAUUGUGUCUUCACUUAUAUUUUUGAGUAUCAGGCAUUUUAUCUUGAAAAAGAAAAAUCCUCUUGAACCAGGUCUGAGAUCAUUACCAAUUUUCUAUGGUACCACUAUCUUGAUUAAUAUAUUUUCCGUUGUUCACGAUGGACCCGAAAUGCUGAAGUUUAAUGUUGUCCCUUGGUGGGGUGCAUUAAUCAUAGCAGUAGGUCUUGGACUUAUAGUUGGGAUCAUUGUCUUUACGGUUGUUGUACCACAUCAACGUAAAGUAAUACUAGAAGGUAUGAAAGAACAAUCAGAUAUUUCUAAUGAUAUAGAAAAUGAAGCACAUGAUUUCCAAUUAGAAAACCUGAAAGCAAAUAAUUGUGAAUGUAUAACUUAUAAACAAAAUGAAAUUAACAACAUUCAUAAUAAAGAGAAGGACCAUAUUCUAGAGAAUGGUGAUUGUAAAGCAAAUGGCAUAGAGAAGGUUAUAAUUCCAAGUAACAAAGAUUACAUACCACUUUCUAAACAAACAACUAUAUCAACACCAAAUGAUUCAGAUGGCUAUGCUUCUACUAAUUCAAGUAAUUCUUUGGUUCAAGGAAAAACUGAAAUUACAUUUAUUAAAAUGUCUGAUGACCAACAGAGUAUGACACUUCCAUUAGAAUCGAAAUCCGAAGAAGACAAACCUGAAGUUUCCAAAUUAUUCUCUCUUUUACAAAUAUUAACGGCAGUAUUUGGUUCAUUUGCUCACGGAGGCAAUGACGUUAGUAACGCAGUGGGGCCAGUUGUAGCCAUCUGGAUGAUUUAUGCUGAAGGAGAAGUUCAUCAGAAAUCGUCAACACCUAUUCUUAUUUUACUAUAUGGUGGUAUAGGUAUUAGUAUUGGACUCUGGGUGUGGGGAAGAAGAGUUAUUAAAACUUUAGGAGAAGAUUUAACUAAAAUUACACCUUCUAGUGGCUUUACCAUUGAAAUUGGAGCAGCAACAACAGUACUUUUAGCAUCGAAAAUUGGGUUGCCAGUUAGCUCAACACACUGUAAAGUGGGCUCCAUUGUGUUUGUCGGAUGGAUUCGUUCGAAACAAGGAGUAGAUUGGCGCUUAUUUGGCAACAUAAUUCUCGCUUGGGUGCUAACAUUACCAGUAACGUGUGGAUUGUCCGCUGCCGUAAUGGCUAUCCUUUAUGCAGUUGCUUGCUGAUAUCUGUGAUCUAUUUUGAAUAUGUAAAAUAUUAGUAUAAACAUUUUAUCAAGUAUAUAUAUAUACAUAUAAAUAAUUUCUGUAUAUGAAACUUCAUAGGCUUAUAUGUUGAGAGAUGCAGAAGAUAUUUCCAUUACGUACGAUCCACGUAUAAUGCAUAUCAUCUCCGAAAAAUGCUAUUUGUAUUUUUUUUUAAUAUAAUCUCAAAUUAAAGCAGGAUCUGAAGCAAAAUUUUUAAGUUUUAGAAAAUAUUAUUUAUUGAUUUUUGUUAUUGCAAGAAGAGUCAAAUGAAAAUUUUUCAUAGUUUCAUCAUAGUAAUAUUUUUAAUAUGAUCUUAAUCAUGUAUCAUAUUGAUUAAAACUAUAUGUAGAUAUAGAUCUCAUUUUUAUCGUUAAAAUUGAUAAUGAAAAUCUUAAAGUUCCUGAUUAAUCAUAAAUAUGAAAAUGUAGGAGUUAUUUUGGCACAAUAUAAGUAUUUUGAAUAGAUUCUGGUUGAAGAAUCUCACCUUUUGCUGGAAAGAUACAAUCACUCAUCAACCAUUUAUAGCAGCAAAAAUGUUUAUUAAACAUUAAACUAAUGUUUUUGGUCAUAUUUAAUGACCUCCUUAAGGUUUGUUAUUCAAAAAGCAAACAUUUUACAAAAGCUAACAGAGAAUAGAACAAAAAAACCUGGGACUGCCAAACACAAGAUACGGUAGAGUAUCGAUUAUCCGAAUACCAAUCAACCAAAACAUCGGUUAACUGAAAGUGUUCCAGUAGGCAAAUUCAAAUUUCCGCUAAUGCUGUAGCACUGCAGCACUUUCCCUUCCUGCCAACCUAAACUGUAGGCCUACUUUAAUGUACUACUUUAUGCAACGUGUGAUACAAAAUAUUGUAUAUAUUUUGUAUCACAAAAUAUAUACAAUAUUCUGUAUUUGUAAGACGUGUGAUAGAAAAUAUUGUAUAUAUUUUGUAUCACACGUCUUACAAAUACAGUUUUGUUUUUAAUAUAUUUUUUUCAUAAAUGAUCAGUUAUCCAAACAACCCCAGUCCCAAAUUGUUUCAAAUAAUUGAUGUCCUACUGUAAUUUUUUUCUAUUUUUUUCCAUUAGCUUUUAGUAAAGUGUUUGAUUUUUGAGUAGAAAACCAGAAGGAGGUCAUUAAAUAUGAGCAAAAAUGCUAGUUUAAUGUUAAAUAAACAUUUAUGCUGCUGUGUAAUGUUGUGUGUGGUUGGUUGAGUGAUAUACUGAAGUCGUCAUUUUAUGAAUUAAAGAAGAUAAAGUUCCAAAAGGAGUGGAAAAUAAAAAAGAAAAAGAUGUACUGUACUUAAAAUUAGUAAUUAUGUUAGUUUAUUAGUAAUUUGAAGUUAAGUGUAUUAGAUAUUGUUGCCAUUUAUUAUAAAUUGUCAAAAUUUUGUUUAACAUAAUUCUAUGGCUAAUAUAGCAAGCUGAACUAUUUACAAUAACUACAUUAUAUUUUAUUAGUUUUUAAUUAUAUUUAGUUUAAUUUUUGAUCAGUGGAACUUAAAAAUGAAUUAAAGAUUUGAUUUAUCAAGUUUAUUUACAACAUUAAAAA
Molecule: messenger RNA, 3479 nt
Organism: Centruroides sculpturatus (bark scorpion)
Lineage: Eukaryota; Metazoa; Arthropoda; Arachnida; Scorpiones; Buthidae
Product: sodium-dependent phosphate transporter 1-B-like
Exons: 14
Coding region: 284-1927 (547 amino acids)
Biological process (GO): phosphate ion transmembrane transport
Cellular component (GO): membrane
Molecular function (GO): phosphate transmembrane transporter activity
Source: RefSeq, a predicted model, not a curated record